AUGGCCUACGACCCCUUUGUCAAAAUCUGUCGCCCCCUCAUUACCAGAGAUAUAGGUUAUAUGGAAGCACAAAACCACACACGUGUGUCAGAAUUUCACCUCAUGGGCUUCUCCGAGGAUCCAGAGAUGCAGCCCCUCCUCGUAGGACUGUUCCUCUCCAUGUACCUGGUCACAGUGCUCGGGAACCUGCUCAUCCUCCUGGCUGUCACCUCAGACUCCCACCUGCACACACCCAUGUACUUCUUUCUCUGCGGCCUGUCCUUGGCUGACGUGGGGUUCACCUCCACCACGGUUCCCAAGAUGGUUGCAGACAUCCUCACCCACAGCGCAGCCAUCUCCUAUGCCGGCUGCCUGACCCAGAUGUUCAUGUAUGUCCUCUUUGGAUGCAUGGAUGAUGUGCUCCUGUUGGUGAUGGCCUAUGACCGGUUGGUGGCCGUCUGUCACCCCUUGCAUUACCAGGUCAUCAUGAACCCUCACCGCUGUGGCUUCCUACUUUUGCUGUCCUUGAUGGCCAGCCUUUUGGAUUCCCUGCUGCAGACUUUGGUUCUCCUGGGGGUUACUUGCUUCAGUGGAGUGGAGAUUUCUAAUUUCUUCUGUGACCCUUCUCAACUUCUCAACCUUAAUUGCUCUGACACCUUCAGCAGUGACAUAGUUGAAUAUCUCGUUGCCAUCAUAUAUGGUUUUGUCCCUGUGUCGGGGAUCUUUUACUCUUACUCUAAAAUUGUCUCCUCCGUUCUGAGGGUCCCCUCUCCAGGUGGCAGGUACAAAGCCUUCUCCACCUGUGGCUCUCACCUGACAGUGGUUUGCUUAUUUUACGCAACGGGCAUUGGUGUUUGUAUCAGUUCAACUUUGUCACUUUCUGCUUGGAAGCGUGCUGUGGCCUCUCUGGUGUACACCGUGGUCACCCCCAUGUUGAACCCUUUUAUCUACAGCCUGAGGAACAGGAACAUGAAGAGGGCCAUGAGGAGGCUCCUCAGCAAUGCAGUUGGGGUCCCUGUGCCAUGCCGUAUACGUCUGCGGGUUCCCAAGACCAAAGAACAUGAGUACAUCUCCAGUAAGUUGCUGAUUGGUUUAUUCCUCUGA
Ochotona princeps (American pika) is the source of this 1083-nucleotide messenger RNA. Its product is annotated as putative gustatory receptor clone PTE01. Gene Ontology annotation, molecular function: G protein-coupled receptor activity; olfactory receptor activity. Gene Ontology annotation, cellular component: membrane. NCBI's taxonomy places the organism in Eukaryota, Metazoa, Chordata, Mammalia, Lagomorpha, Ochotonidae. Gene Ontology annotation, biological process: G protein-coupled receptor signaling pathway. The record is from RefSeq and is a predicted model, not a curated record. Bases 1 to 1083 code for a protein of 360 amino acids. The transcript is spliced from 3 exons.